Molecule: messenger RNA, 2024 nt
Organism: Saccoglossus kowalevskii
Lineage: Eukaryota; Metazoa; Hemichordata; Enteropneusta; Harrimaniidae
Source: RefSeq, a predicted model, not a curated record
GGCCUAGCAACUCAAGCAGCCAUUUUAGUAUCGAGCGGUGAUUGUGUGUUGACAGAGUAUGCGUGAUUUGUCCUUGCCGAUGUACAGAUUGAAACUGAAGCAUUAGCAGACGGAAUAGUCGCUCAUGUCUACUUUAGACAUUCCAUGGUGUGAGUAGUGUUUGGUGAGCACGCCGAAAGUAGUGUAAGCUACCAUGGGUUGUGGAGGUAGUACAGAAGGUCGGAAGGACGACAAGGAGGAUGGUAAAUUUUCACAUCGCAAACCCAAAGUUAGUAUACGAGUACCACCAGACGUGCACCCGCGAAAAGAGGGACCUCAUAUUGUGUUCGUAUUUGGUGGUCCUGGUUCAAAGAAAGGCAGAAUAGUUGAUGAUCUAGUUGCCGUGUAUGGUUUUAAUCUUCUUGUUGUUGAGGAUCUUAUAUUGAGGGAGCUUCCGAAAAAAGUUGCAAAUGCAAUUUCUGUGGAUAAUACAAGAGAUGUUGCCGAUUUGCUUAAGGAGGAACCCUCACAUCUUUCAUUAGAAUGGGUACUGGAAAUCAUUUCUACAGAAAUAGAAAAAGACCCUGAUGGACUAUUCCUUGUUGAUAUUAUGCCAAAUCUCAGGUUUCUUCUCCGCUGUGAAAAAUUUGUGAAAGACUGCAAAUACGAAAUAACGCAAUUUGAAAACAAGUAUCCUAUUGCUUGUGCCUUAAAUCUUGCUAUACCUGAAGAUAAAGUAAUCAAGGCUGUUGAAAAACACACUCCAAAGCAUCCAAAUCAGCUCAAAGAAGGUGGACAGAGUGAUGAAGCUGAUACAUCACGUACCGCGAAACGUACAGCCUUGUAUGAAAUGAGUGUCAGGACGUACAUAGAGUUCUUUGUUAGCACAAACAGGCUGGUCACAGUAGAUGUCACAUGUGGUAUACCUGAUCUAAUAUGGCAGAAAGUCAAUAGUUUCUUCAGUGAACAUUUGGAAUUAACUCCCCAGCGAACGGCGAAUACUGUAAUAUUAUUUGGUUUUGAUGAAAGUGCCUUUGUAGGGUUGGAUUUAGAAAGGUACUCCAUGGCAUUAGUGGAACUUGCAUCUCUCGUUGAUAACCCAGAUGCACCUGUAGAAACCUUUUUGGCAGCCUUAUGCAAACAUGUUGACAAUCAUACUAAAGCAACAGCAGAGUGCUUUGCAGUGGAUGCAACUGGAACAACGCUGAAUAAAUCUUCUUUGGAUCAGUUUAAAAAGAGGAUGAUCACUUUUUUGGAAGUACAAGACAACUAUCUGGAUCAGUACAUUGUGAUUACUGGUCAGAAGAAUAAUAAAAACCAACAGCGAGCACGGAAAACCAGUUUCUAUACUAAAAAAUUUAAGGCAGUCUGUACAACAGACAAUGAAGUGUGUCUCUUUCCCAUGGACACUGAAACAGAUUUGUGUAAACAAAUUGCUGUUUCUAUGGUGAUUCUUCGAGACUAGAAUGAUGGAAGAUAUGCGAUCUUUUAUUUUGUUGCACCCUGUGCCAAAGGUUUUAUCUGGAGAAAAUAAAAACAAAUGAGAUGUUGGAUUCUUGACCAGCUUUAAAUUUGCUUGUUUUUGCAUCACAGGCCUGUAAAACAAUUCAGUAUUCAGUUCUAUGAACUUUUAUACUCUAGAUUAAUAUUAUGUAGCUAUAAUUUAUUUUUCAUUCAGAAUGAUAUUUUGGUAAAUUGAGAGUAAAUUGCAAGCAACAAUAAAUUAAUGUUACAAUCGUACUGUGUGUUCAACUCAGGAAUAGUAUUUUGUCACAUUGAGUUUUUGCAUAGUGAAAAUUAUUUUCAGGCUGCCGAAUUCCAAAUUGUAAAGUUGGGGAGAAUUCAACUAAUGUUGUUGAAAAGCAGAAUUUCAGAUCCGUCCAUGUGUACUUUCCAUCCUUACUCUUCAUUGAGUAGUUAUGCCGAUUAGUAAACAGUAUUCUGUUUAGUUGUCUCUUCUGGAAACACUUUUUGUUGUUGUUGUUGUUCAUCAACCAAUUUGUUUUUCAAAAUUACUUUUUAUGUUAUCUCUGUACUGAUUCAAC